Molecule: messenger RNA, 3273 nt
Organism: Numida meleagris (helmeted guineafowl)
Lineage: Eukaryota; Metazoa; Chordata; Aves; Galliformes; Numididae
Exons: 2
Coding region: 1908-2912 (334 amino acids)
Biological process (GO): protein polyubiquitination; protein monoubiquitination
Molecular function (GO): ubiquitin protein ligase activity
Source: RefSeq, a predicted model, not a curated record
UGGGAUUGUUCAGUCUGGAGAAGAGGAGGCUCACAGGUGAUCUUAUCGCUCUCUGUGGGAUGCAACACUCAGAAAGAAAGAUAUUCCCAAACUGAUAAUGGAAGAUGUUUCCAAAAAGCACCGGGAUAAUGCUGACAGAAGAGGAAUAAGGGAAAGUUUGAAAAGGCAUUCCUGAAGCAAGAAGAGGAGAACGCAAAACCCAAUUUCUACAUAACGCACUAAUGAAAAUCUACAGUUUACUACUGAAGACACAGAGGAAAUACAUGGGCAAUUAGAGGUGUUUUAAUCAGAGAAGAGGAAAGGCCUGUGCACUAAUGUCAAAUGUAGAGCAUAAAGGGUGGACGGGAAUGAAGGGGAAGGUACAGCGAAUUACGAACAGGAGAAGGAGGUAAAAUCUGAAACAUGGGUGGGUGCUGUGGGGGCGGACAGCCCAUGGUGACGUCCCUGAGCAACAGGCUGUGGCAUCACCGGGCGACGGAUUGUGACUGCUUAGCUCGCACUGCUCAUACCGGGGUGCUGGCAGAGCCUGGCUCAGUCUGGCUCGUUCCUGGACCCUGCUGAGCAGCUCUGCGAGGCUUGGACGUCGAGCAAGGUUUUGGCUGUGCUGUGCCGGGUCGUGCCUGGGGCUGCUAGCAGCAUCUCAGUGCCUGAUCCCACAGCAUCGCUUCUGUUUCCCUGGCCCUGCCUAGAGCAGGCAGCUGGGGCCCUACUGAGCACACCCGCAGCAGCGGAGGUGAGUGGUGUGGGGAUGCAUGGGUCCCCUGGGGCAGCUGCAGGGAGUUACAUUCACAUCUUUAGUAUUGAACCUCAUCCUGAGCCUCAGUAGACAAACCCUGAAACUGCCUUUUGCUCAGCGGCCUGUGUCGUGCCUGGAAGCCCAGAUGACUGCGAGGCAAGGGCAGACCUCCCCCAGGAGACCUCCAUGCCAGCUGGGGAAGGGUCUGGAGAACAAGUCUUGUGAGGAGCGUAGAGGGAAUGGGAGUUACUUAGCCUAGGGAAAAGGGGAGUCAGGGGAGACCCUACCGCUCUCUACAGUUACCUCAGAGGAGGUAGUACGGAGGUGAGGAUCGGCCUGCUCUCCCACAAAACAAGUACAGGACAAGAUGAGAUGGCAUCAAGUUGCACCGGGAGAGGUUUGGGUUGGAUGUUAGGAAAGGUUUCUUUACUAAGAGGCUUGUGAAGCAUUGGAACAGUCUGCCCCCAGGGAAGUAGCCGAGUCCCCAUCCCUGAAGGAAUUUGAAGGACAUGUAGAUGUGGUCCUUGGGGACGUGGUUUAGUGGUAGCCUUGGCAGUGCUAGGUUAACGUUGGGGCUUUAUGGUCUUAAGAGGUCUUUUCCAACCGAGAUGAGUCUAUGAUGUCACUCCACAAUAGGCUGUGUCAUCACUGGGUGAUGGAUUAUGACACAGAAGUCCUCACUGCUCAUACUGGGGUGCCAGCAGGGCUUGGCUCAGUCUGGCUCGUUCCUGGACCCUGCUGAGCAGCUCUGCGAGGCUUGGAGGUCGAGCAAGGUUUUGGCUGUGCUGUGCCGGGUCGUGCCUGGGGCUGCUAGCAGCAUCUCAGUGCCCGAUCCCACAGCAUCGCUCCUGUUUCCCCGGCCCUGCCUAGAGCAGGCAGCCGGGGCCCCGCGGAGCACACCCGCAGCAGUGGAGGUGAGUGGUGCGGGGACACAUGGGUCCCUCAGGGCAGCCGUGGGGAGCCUGGCCCUGUGCCAGCAGGGAGCACGAGACGGCCCAAUCAUGGACUUUGGAGGGCUUCCUGCUGAGGGACUGCUGAGGACUUUGGCACCCUGGGACAGCGAGUGACUGUGACCGCUCUUCCUCUUGCAGUGCGCGACACCACCGCUGCAGCUCCGGUGAAGGAGAACAACUCGUCAUCCUCAGUUCUCCCAGCCCGCUGCAGCGAGACCAUGGCCGCAGAAGAGGCAUGGACAUGCUCCAUCUGCCGUGAUGUGCGACGGGACAUCGCAUACGCAAUUCCGUGCAAUCACGUGUUCUGCCUCGGCUGCAUCCACCGGUGGGCGAGGCUGAGAGACAGCUGCCCACUGUGCCGGAUGGCCAUGAAGACCACCCGGGUCUCUGUGCGGGGAGAAAACCAAUACGUGGAGUGCAUCGUCUCCCCGCCCGCAGUGCCAGUGCCCGCUGGCUUCGGCCCCGCCACCGGCCCCAGCGGCACUGCAGCAUCUGCUCCACCCUCUGCACCACCGUCCCCUGAGCCAGUGGCCGCGGAGCCGGAGAGAGUGGGCGGCCUCCUGCCAGAUGACUGGGCAGCACUUUUCAGGGUGAGACGUGACAUCCUCGACCCGGUGCUGCCCUGGCUGCAGCAGGAGUUAUGCCGCAACCAGGAGCUCGGCUGGUGGAAGAUCAACUGGCUGAAGAGCAUGAUCCUGGCAUUCCUGUGCCAGGUGGGGCCGGACAGGGACCUCCUGGUGCAGUGCGCAGAGCACGCCCUGGGGCCUACCACCGCACCGCUCAUCGACGCUCUCAUCAGAACCAUCGAGAGCCGGUGCAGCCAGGAGGCCCGGAGGCUGCUGGGCCUCGAAGACCCCAGCGCCUCCCUGGAGCAGGAGGACGGCCCCGAAGACCCCAGCGCUGCCCAGGAGCUGGAGGGCGGCCUCGCGGCCCAGUCCGCUCCCGCCACCUCCCCGCCGGGGACCGUCGCCUCCGGCAGCUCCACGGGUCCCGACGUGGAGGAGCUCCCCAGCACGUCCAGCGGGGCCCUCGGCAGGGGUGCUGGCGAGCCGGGUCCCGAGGCAGCCGGUCCCUCUGAGCAGGGCCGCAGCCGCGGCCCCUCCGCUCGCAGCCGGGGCAGGAAGCGCUCGGCUGGGGGGCCCCGGCGCCCCACAAAGAGGAGGGCCGGCAGCGCCCAGCGCGCUCCUCCGCCCUGCAAGAGGCGGCCCCCCCAGCGCCUCUAGCGGGGCUUACACUCAUUUCCAAUAAAAGAUCCAAAUGCAGAAGCACAUGUUGUUCCUAGCGUCCAUCUUUGGAGAGGGCUCACUCUCCAGGUACACACCCUACACACGCUGUGCCAUACGAGAGCCAGAGCUCUCAGCAGCCGGUGUGGAUGUGCCACCGUUACACCCUUCCCUGCAGAGCCAGGAUCCUCUGAGCGAUGGGUGAAGGCAGCCAAAAUACCGGGGCUGUAAUGCAUUAGACGGGCAUUGGUCAGUGUCGGCCUGGCUCCAGCAUGGAGCAACGGUUCGUAUCUCUCUGGAAUUGCCAGGGUGACAGCAGAGCGAACGGGAAGGAGAGGGAGAGCAAGAGGGAAAGAAGGAG